GUAUACGAAAUUAGGAUAUGCUGGAAAUACAGAGCCACAGUUUAUCAUCCCUUCCUGUAUUGCUAUUAAGGAAUCAGCUAAAGUGGGUGAUCAAGCUCAAAGGAGGGUGAUGAAAGGUGUUGAUGACCUAGACUUCUUCAUUGGUGAUGAAGCAAUAGAAAAACCUACAUAUGCAACAAAGUGGCCAAUUCGCCAUGGUAUCGUUGAAGAUUGGGACUUGAUGGAAAGGUUUAUGGAGCAAGUAAUCUUUAAAUAUUUAAGGGCAGAACCUGAAGACCAUUAUUUUCUUUUGACUGAACCUCCGCUGAAUACUCCAGAAAACAGGGAAUAUACUGCCGAAAUAAUGUUCGAGUCCUUCAAUGUUCCAGGCUUGUACAUUGCUGUGCAGGCUGUUCUUGCCUUAGCUGCAUCCUGGACCUCAAGACAAGUAGGAGAACGGACGUUGACUGGUACGGUAAUAGACAGUGGAGAUGGUGUCACUCAUGUCAUCCCUGUGGCUGAAGGAUAUGUGAUUGGCAGCUGUAUUAAACACAUUCCAAUCGCAGGACGAGAUAUAACGUAUUUUAUUCAGCAACUACUAAGAGACCGAGAAGUAGGAAUCCCUCCAGAACAAUCUCUGGAAACUGCUAAAGCAGUAAAGGAGCGCUAUAGUUAUGUCUGCCCAGAUUUAGUAAAAGAAUUUAAUAAGUAUGACACAGAUGGGUCAAAGUGGAUUAAACAGUAUACUGGAAUCAAUGCUAUCUCAAAGAAAGAAUUUUCCAUUGAUGUUGGUUAUGAGAGAUUUUUGGGACCUGAAAUCUUUUUUCAUCCUGAGUUUGCUAAUCCAGACUUUACACAACCUAUCUCAGAAGUUGUAGAUGAAGUAAUUCAGAAUUGUCCUAUUGAUGUCAGACGUCCUCUUUAUAAGAAUAUUGUCCUCUCUGGGGGUUCAACCAUGUUCAGGGACUUUGGACGUCGUUUGCAAAGAGAUUUGAAAAGAACCGUAGAUGCCAGGCUGAAAUUAAGUGAAGAACUGAGUGGUGGCAGAUUGAAGCCAAAACCUAUUGAUGUACAGGUCAUUACACACCACAUGCAACGAUAUGCAGUUUGGUUUGGGGGAUCGAUGCUGGCUUCCACGGUGAGUGUGAUAAAGCUUUGAGAGUUUUUAUUGUUC
Molecule: messenger RNA, 1153 nt
Organism: Tupaia belangeri chinensis (Chinese tree shrew)
Lineage: Eukaryota; Metazoa; Chordata; Mammalia; Scandentia; Tupaiidae
Gene: ACTR3
Product: actin related protein 3
Exons: 10
Coding region: 110-1138 (342 amino acids)
Source: RefSeq, a predicted model, not a curated record